UCGGAAUUGAGCAGAAUCUGGCAGAAUCAAGAAAAACAAGCGUCCAUUUUCUACGGAAAUCUUAUCAAUCAAUCUUGUCAUAUUUAAAGAAUUGAAUGGAUAAUUGCAAUCGUUUGGUCCCUUUAAUGUGCUAGUACGUGAUAUUUGAAGCUUUUUAUCUCCAAAGACAUAAUACACAUUACGAAAAUGUGGAUUUCGUGACAUAAAAUGGACGAAUCACAUGAUAACUCGUUGCGAUCCUAAUAUGACAAGGUCUGUUACAAAAUAUUGGUAACUUGAGCCAGUCUGUUGUGUUUGUGUCAGGUUAUGAUACUUCUUCGAUGCUGUUUUAUAGUGUUAUUACAGUGAUUAUCAAGUUCAAGUUGAAAUGGUUCGAGCCAGUAGCCUGAUGGCUGCCCAGGAGGGCGUGAAGACUCCACAUCGCAUAGAACUUUGUGAGGACCAGCCUGUCAGGCCCGUGCGCAACUAUAGAAAGCGCAGAAUCAUAGCCAACGUGCAGCCAAAGACUGAGAAUGAAGAGCUCGACACCGAGCCACCUUUAAAAAAGAUCGAGUUGAGAUCUAAACCACUGAAGACUAGUAACGGCAUCGCCAACAUGACCAACGGGCACUCGCUGCGGUCGAGGGCAGCCCGGGCGACCGCCCGCGCGGCAGAGAGCCACAAACUCACAGAAUACUUCAAAGAAGAACUCAAAGCAAAAAUCGAGCCAACAUCGCCACCACCCGUGGAAAAGACUGUCAAAAUAGAACCCAAAGUUGCGAAUGGGAACACAAAUCAUAAACUCACAGAGUAUUUUCCAGUAAGACGUAGUGUAAGAAAGACUUCCAAAUGUGUAAUGGCAGAGAAGAUGCGAGAUCUGGAGCGAGCCGUGAGAGACCAAAGAGAGGAUGGUUUGCAGGUGGCGUAUUUCGACGGGAAGGGCCGUGGCGUGAUCGCAACGCGUCCGUUCGGUCGCGGGCAGUUCGUGGUGGAGUACGCGGGAGAGCUGGUGGGCGUUGCCGAGGCGCGCGAGCGGGAGCAUGCGUACGCGCAAGACCCUACCGCCGGCUGCUACAUGUAUUACUUCAGGCACGGCGAUCAACAGUAUUGUAUCGACGCAACGGCCGAAACGGGCCGUCUCGGUCGUCUGGUGAACCACUCCCGCAAUGGCAACCUGGUGACGAAGGCGGUGUGGGUGGACGGGCCGCGGCUCGUGUUGGUCGCCGCGCACGACAUCGAGGCCGGCGACGAGCUCACCUACGACUACGGCGACAGGUCCAAGGAGUCGCUGCAGCACCACCCGUGGCUCGCGUUCUGACCUGGGUGUUCCUCCUGAAAUCUCAAUUGGACUACUAAACAUUAUUUAUUAAUUUAGUAUUAGUGAUUAUGAAUUAUGAAGUUUGUUUGUUAUAAAUUUUGUUUGAGAAUCGAACGUUUAUGUAAUGUACUGUUAAGUAUUGAGACAAUGGUGGCCUAACACUAAUUUUGAUAUUUGCAAAAGUGGACGGUUCAAUUGCCUUAUGCCACUCGAAAUACAAAAAUAUUCCUAAUGAGUGUUGAAACAAGACUGAGGACUGUUUGAAUGUACGCUGUUUGACGGUCGGUAGAUUAUUUUGCUGACCGUUUUGUUGGCGUUGGUGAAUUCAAAAUAUUUUUAUGACUGAUUUUAGACUCGUCCCGACGUCACUUACUGACAGUUUUCGUUCGUAUCAAGCAGUUUGAACGUGUGAGGUGUACACCGCCAGUGCGGGUCCCUCGACGUAAUGCAAGUUUUUGUAUCGACUUUUGUAUGCAAAUGUAGAGUUUGUAUACGUAUCUAUAUCUAAAUGUUUAAAGUUAAACCCGAAUUGUGACUAGAAGGUGAUUUUUAUUGCCUCGUCUCAGUAUUGUUGAAACUAUUAAAGAUGUCGAAUAUCAUCGGAAAGAUUUGAAAUUAAGUCUAUUAAGGACUAAGUAAAAUUAUAUAAAGAUUGUUUGACGAUCAUUGUUUAACACUUCCUUAUAACAUGCAGGGGAAUCAUAUUCUGGGAUUAAUGGACAGAAUAUAGUCCAUGUAAUCAACAUCAUGUCAAGCCAGAGAUGCUGAUAAAAUGUACAAAACAUUUAAAAUUGACAGUGAAAGUUGAUCCGGUCACACGGAACACUAUUCACAAGCUACAGAGCUUCAUGUCAAUAUGCUGGUAUGAAAAUAAAACGCGCAGUUGCUUAAUUCACGUGUUAUAGUGACACUAAGUGUUACUAACGUUGUAAGGGUGCCUUCAAAUUAGUCGCGCGGCAAAUUUAAUGCGCUCUUAGGUCUUUUACUUUAGCGUCGUUUAUGUAAUGGCAAUUCAUUCCUUUGCCGCGCGGCAGUCGCGCUGUAUCCGCGCGUCUAAUUUGAAGGCGCCCUUAGUUCAAGCUUUCCCACGUGGUCUACGGAGUUUGUAAAUUUAAGAGUUUGAACAUAUAACGUUGUAAAUGUCGCAUAAUCGCGUUUUAUCGUCCAAGAAGCUAUCGAUACGUCGCUAAUGCAUUGACUCAUUGUCAGUCACGACACAAACUCGAAUAGUUUACGUAUUUAUAAAUUAGGUUUAAUUUGAUUGUUAAGUGUAUUGAGAAAGACGUGAGGUUGUAAGAGUUGCUCACUGUGUUAAUGAUAUUUUGUUAAGUCAUUAAUAUUAUAUCCCAAAGUCCUGAGUGUAAACCGUUUUUGUCAUCGUAUAUUUUGAAUAAAUAUUUUAUGUGAAAUUAUAUUCAGAUUUUUAUGAUGUGAAAAAUUAUUUCGUUACACUAUUAAAUAUAAUAAAUGAAUGAUAAAUGGUGGGGAUACCCUGCGAAGUCGAUAUAACCCACCCUAAUAAAAUGUAAUCGGCCCACCGAUACUAAAUAUUAUAAAUUAUUCCAUCAGAUCAUUGUUAAUGAAAUCAUCCAUUUUUAUUAUUAAUAAAGGUUGUAUUCUUUUAUAUUUUCGGUAUCCGAAAUUACAUUUUAAGUCGAAUGGUGUAAAAUUUUAAAUUUUUUAUGUGAAAUUAAAUCCAUAGUGGUGGGCAAAUACACCUUAUACCAUGUAUAGGAUAGCACUUUUGAGGGCCUUAAAAUCUAUCUGGGAAACGCAACAAUCUUCUAAAAGUUUUGUAGAAGUACGCAAAGUUCGAUACGAUGUAAUUCAUUAUUUACAAAAACCAUAUAUAAAACUAGAUACAUACUCAGAUGCCCUCGAAAAAUCCACCUGGAUAGAAAUGCCUUAUUGUCGUUUGUGGAGAUUAUGAACGUCCAUUUUAUUAGCUAUGCAAAUUGACACCGCAACUAUUGCUAAACCGCGUGUAGAGAUCUCCUUGCAUUUUCCUUUAUUGUGUGAAGUGUAAAACCAUUGGAGGGUAGUCGUUUGAGUAUCCGCAUUUAGUUUUAAGUAAGUGUGAAUACUUCAUUUAAACUAGAAAUGGAGUGAGAUGUAAUUGGAGGUAAAACGACAAGUUGAAUGUACUCAAGCGUUCCUCUUAUUUCGAUAUUAAUGUACUACAAAUUCUAUGAUGUACCAUACAUCUGUGUGCUGUUAAAUAAGCUGACAUGUCGAUUGUAAUAAUUGAAGUAUCAUCUUAGUUGAAAUUAACAACAAAGAUAAUUAUUAUUUUGAAAUGAGAGCGAACGUGCAAAAAUUUUGAUACAUUUCAAAAGAUAUAGGAAAUUUUGUAUAACUAAAGUUUUUAUAUUAUAUAUCUUAGUAUAAUUUGUAAUGUAAGUCGAUGCUGGUGGGAUAGCCGUAUUCACCAAGAGAGUUAUUAUUAAUUUAUAAAUUGAACUUGUUAUCAAUUAAAAGUGUGCCAGUCUUUAUGCCAAAGUAGACCACGAGACACUUCCAUUAUUCCUUUUGUAAUUAUCGAUUAUUUUUCCGGUUGUCGGUUUCGUAAGUAUGUCGGUAGAAUAGAAAAAUCAUGUUCACUGUACAAAUCGCAGCAGCUUUCGCUGAGUGCCUGAGAAUAGUGUGAAUCGAAACGAAACUGAAUCUAGCGGGACUCAUCGAUAUAGGGAUGUGCCUUAUCAUUCUGUUGUGUCGUGGGCAAGUAGUCGAUUAUCGAUAAUUUGGACAGCAAACGUUUGUAAAUCAAAUUACAUACCAUUAGUGGUAAAUAGUCGGAUACAAUACUCCGUCAAUACAACAGAUGAUAAGUCACAAGUUGACAAAGGGAAACUGAAUCAUAGACAAGUUAGCUGUUAAUGAAGAAAUGAAGACUGGCGCGCCUUGAGUAGUUUUACUGUACCGAUCGUGCACUUGAAUUAUUAACUACUUAAUUAUAAAGCCGCGUUUCCAUUGUGCGAGUACUUGUAUGUAGAUACUUUAUAUUUGUAAGUUAAAACUGCAUUACAAGUGAAGCUUGCAUACAGGCAUGUUGUGCAGUAGAAACGCGGUUUAAUGUCGCUGGAUCAUGUUACUAUGCAGCUAUAACUUAUGGUAGACCUCUUCCUUGCCAUUUGGCAAUUCUUCUCUGUCCGCGUAACUUUUGUUAUAUAACAGAUAUUUUGUCCAGUGUUUUCGCAGCUUAUUAGUCUAUUGUGUUUAAAUUUGUAAUGAUACGAAUAACAAAUCAUGAGUCAUAAUUAAUUGUUUUAUGUAUGACAAUAAUAAUGUCUAUGUACGAACUACAAUGUGGGCGCUCGGGCAUUAGUCUUUACGCCAAUUGGUUAUUGAAUUUAAUUGACUUGUAUUUCCAUAACGUUUUUAGUGUUGCGGUCUGGAAAAUAUCGUAUUUGAGCAUCAAUAGAAACUUUAAAAAAAUGCGUAUAGUUUCGAUUUUUAACCUCCUUAUUAUGCCACUAAUCGUAACAUUAUAUAACCAAAAACGGCAAUAUUACAAUCAAAUAAUUCUUAAUAAACUCUUUCUCUAAUUGCACUCUACUUUUUACCUCUUACUCUUCCAUUGUAGGAGAUCCAGCCGACAUUGUUAACUCUAAAUAUAAAAAAAAAACAAUAUUGCUUUCGUAGUUCCUAUUCCCUGUAUAUUUAACUAACUUCUUGUGUAAUUUCCUAACCAAUCUACGUACACAGCACGCUGUUUAACGGUCGAUUAAUAAACGAUCCUAAACGUUACCUUCGGAUCGACAGCAAAAUUGAUCCAAUCAGAAUGAAGUUAGCUUGAUAUGCCUUGAUUUAUGUUGAUUGGUUCAUUCUUACGAUUGAUCUGUCGGUACAGAUUUGGAUCGUUUAUACAUAUGGGUCAUAAGUGGCUUAUAUUUUAUUCAGUUAGCUGAAUUUUAGACGAGAACUUGUUAGAUGCGUAUUGUACUAAACACCCGUUUUAGGGCUAAAUUGUAUUUUAUUCAAUAUCUUAAUGCAUUUUGUAAAUAUCAUCCUGUUUUUAAUUUCAAUCAAUCAAAAAAUCUAAUGCUUGUGAUUUUAUUAUAUUCAUUUUAUAUGUACACAGUACACACAUCUUAAUUUAUUACUAGCUAACAUAAUUGUGUAUGUUUUUAAUGGCACUCGGGACGAUAUUGUUUCUUAUUUUGAUAUUAAAAUUUGGUUUACCCUGUACCCACAUAUAGGACCAAUGAUUGCAUACAAAUUUAAUGGCAUUGUCUUGUUUUGUCAAUUAAUUGAGAUAUGAAGCUGUAGACACCAAAUAGUUUUUGCCUUUAUCCGUGAAGUGAUGAGAAAUUUUAAAUUAUUUUCAUACAAUUUUGCACUAAUGCCUUCAAUAUAGGCUGAAAUAUUUGUUUUAGUGCUUAUAUUGUUGAUAGAGUUUAAUAUAAUUUUUAGGCCAAUAAGCCAUUAUUUAAUACUAAGUAAUUGUUGUAUCAGAUUACUGUCGCCACUGCAUUGUGAAACGACCGAAGUGUUGUUAUAAAGAACAUAUUAGCAUGUACGUGUGUUGGGUAGUGGGUACAUCAUACAGGUAUAUUAUUACGCAUUGUUCGCUAUAAUUUCGGAUCGGUCAUUAGAUAAAUCGAUUAUAAUCUAUGUAUUCUAAACUCGAAAUGCACUGCAGUGGAUGAUCAGUUUUAAAUCUCGAUAGUCUCUUCAUAUUACACAAUGAUACCGGUUUUGGUUUAUAUUAAAAUAGUUCUAGCCAAUAAAUACGAACAUUUUUAUAUGAAAGAUAUCUAUUUUUAUACGACGUUGUGUUUCAGAACGAAGGUAUAGCGAAAAUGUUUUAUAUUCCUUGUGAAAUAUGAAGUGAUGACGCAGUCGAUUGGAAUCAUUAUAACAGUAUUGUUAACGGCUAUUUUCCUAUGUAGCGGUGUUAUGAGACUUAAUAAUUUAUUUUGAAAAUGUAGGGCCGCUACACACUGCCCUAAAAUAAUCCGUAGAGAUUGAGAAUUGAGUGAAAUAUAAAAAAUGAACUUCCA
Messenger RNA from Manduca sexta (tobacco hornworm), 6300 nucleotides. RefSeq names its product histone-lysine N-methyltransferase PR-Set7 (gene Set8). NCBI's taxonomy places the organism in Eukaryota, Metazoa, Arthropoda, Insecta, Lepidoptera, Sphingidae. The transcript has 6 exons. The record is from RefSeq and is a predicted model, not a curated record. Gene Ontology annotation, molecular function: histone H4K20 methyltransferase activity; protein binding. The coding region runs from base 368 to 1297 and encodes 309 amino acids.